Molecule: messenger RNA, 3281 nt
Organism: Brassica napus (rape)
Lineage: Eukaryota; Viridiplantae; Streptophyta; Magnoliopsida; Brassicales; Brassicaceae
Product: clathrin coat assembly protein AP180-like
Exons: 1
Coding region: 1271-3190 (639 amino acids)
Biological process (GO): vesicle budding from membrane; clathrin coat assembly; clathrin-dependent endocytosis
Cellular component (GO): clathrin-coated vesicle; clathrin-coated pit
Molecular function (GO): clathrin heavy chain binding; SNARE binding; 1-phosphatidylinositol binding
Source: RefSeq, a predicted model, not a curated record
AUCUUACAGACAUAGACAGUAGCUUUCUCUAUUCAAGAUUGGUUUCUCAUCUCAAUAUGCCCUCUUCUUCAACAUGUUUGCCGCCUGAAAUUUUUAGUCCAACCGGAUUAGUAUUCACAAUCAUAAAUACCAUUAUGACCCAAGCAUCUUCUCUUUUUAACAUUACCCAAGUUUUUAAUGGCUCUACUUGUUCCUUCACUGAUUAUAGUUUCGGCUGAAAAAUAUCUUUUCCCUUCCUUCUUAUGUCAUCGUUCAAGAUCAGUUAAGCGAGUUGCAAAUGCGAAGAUCUAAGCCAAAGUCUGCCAAUAAUUGAGGAACACUCAUGUAAGAAGCCUGAAUUAAAUCCAUCAAUACUUAGUCUCCUGUUCCAAAGCUCUAGAUCAAUUACACAGUACCAUAUAAAAACAUAACAAAUAUGCUUCGUCCUGUUGCAGGUAUAUAUAUUUAGUUUUUCAGUUGGAGCUGGUCCUGUAAGUGGUCUCAUCAUCCCUGAGCUAAGCAGCAACAAAACGCGUGGAAAAAUCACCGUGGAGAGGAAGGGUAGAUCACUCGAAGAGAAUAUUGAACUGGCUUUAAACACUAGAGACGAAGUGACUUAAAAAUGGAAGAAGGGAAAGAAAGAGAUCAGAAUUGGAAAAUCUAUUUUCAUCAAAUGUUGUAAAACUCGUGAAGUCAAUAUUGUUUCAUGAUUCGUCUCACAAGCUUAAGAAAACCUACUCACAUGAUAUAUCUAAUGGUUUGCACGUCUAUAAGAAACAAUAAAGAUAUAUGAUCACAUUAUAAAUAUUCUUGUCGCCUAAGAUAUUGAAUUUAAAGAUGCUAGCCACUCCUUUGGUUUGUUUAUAAAAAGAUAACAUAACACAGCUUGGCAUUGGAUUUAACCUAUAAGGAGCUUGUAGGAAUUAAACUCAUCUUGAUUGUGAUAUAAUAAUAGCUUUACACGAAUCGCUUGACAAAAAAACUUGUAAAACAUACAUCUACAAAGUUUGAAGCGUGCUAUGCAAGCUUCUAAGUUCUACCAACAACAUUGUUAAUUCUACGCGCCAAUAGCGCGCGUGUGUGAAUGAUAGAAGUCUCUGUUUUCUAGUCAACCCAUAUCGUUGUCAUGUCUUAAAAGGAUCUCUCGAGUCUCCAGCCAUUUAAUUCUGUCUUCCACUCUUUUAUAUUUAGAAGACGCAACAAAAAAAUUGCCAACUCUUUCCCCUUAGAGAGAGAAACAAACAAACAAAAAAAAUCUAGAGGGAGAAUAAGAAACGCGACGUCCACAACAAUGCCGAGCAAGCUGAAAAAAGCGAUUGGAGCGGUCAAAGACCACACGAGCAUCAGCCUCGCCAAAGUCGCCACCGGAGCCAACGGAGGCGGCGAUCUCACCACCCUCGAGGUAGCCAUCCUCAAAACCACGAGCCACGACGAGGACGUCCCGAUCUACGACCGCCUCGUCUCAGACAUCCUCGCAAUCAUCUCCUCGAAGAAAUCGCACGCCGCCGCUUGCGCCGCCGCCAUCGGACGCCGCAUCGGACGAACAAAGAACUGGAUCGUCGCGCUCAAAUCCUUAGUCCUCGUCCUCAGGAUCUUCCAAGACGGCGAUCCUUACUUCCCUCGCGAAGUCCUCCACGCCAUGAAACGCGGCGCGAAAAUAUUAAACCUCUCAACCUUCCGCGACGAUUCGAACUCGUGCCCUUGGGAUUACACAGCCUUCGUCCGCACCUUCGCGCUAUACCUCGACGAGCGGCUCGACUGCUUCCUAACCGGGAAAUUACAAAGACGUUACACUAACCGGGACCAAACCGGACGAAUAACCACCUCCAAAUCCCGGUUUAGUCCUAAAUUAAAUGAACCGGCGGUUAGAGACAUGAAACCGGUUAUGCUCCUCGACAAGAUCACGCACUGGCAGAGGUUGCUAGACAGAGCCAUCGCGACGCGGCCGACGGGAGACGCGAAAGCCAACAAGCUCGUGAAGAUGUCUCUCUACGCCGUCGCGCAGGAGAGCUUCGACCUCUACAGAGACAUCUCCGACGGGUUAGCUCUUCUCCUCGACAGCUUCUUCCAUCUCCAGUACCAGUCUUGCAUGCACGCGUUUCAAGCGUGCCUUCGAGCUUCGAAGCAGUUCGACGAGCUCAACGGAUUCUACGAUCUCUGCAAAUCCAUCGGCGUGGGGCGCACGUCUGAGUACCCUAGCGUUCAGAAGAUCUCGUUAGAGCUUCUCGAGACGUUGCGGGAGUUUUUGAAAGAUCAGUCGUCGUUUCCGCCGCCGCCGAAUAGUCUUCUUCCACCUACGCAGCCUCAGGCGACGGUUUUGAGCUCGCCUGAGGCUUCGGAGAGGUACUGGGACUGUGGGGGGUCGUUUCGGAGUACUUCUUUGGAGGAUUUGAUGAGCAGGACUGAUGCGGGGACGAGUAGUCCUCCGAUGUCGUGUCAGUCAGAGCCUUACGGAGGAGGGAGAGACGAUCUUAACGGGAAUAGCUUCGAUACCGUUUCGACUAAGUCUCUUCCUAACAAUCCAUCUGUUUCUGCCAAAGAGAAGAAGAAGGAAGAAGAUGCAAAGGUGGAGGAGGCUUUUGAUCCUUGGGAGGCGUUGAUGUUGCGAGAUGAUCCGAGGAAGAACGUAGAAACGAUUACAACCUCUGAGGAUCAGAGAGAUUCAGGGAACUGGUUGCUUGCGCUGGAAGAAACAGCUACACAAGUACAUGAUACUAACCCUAUGGCGAUAGUACCAUCAGGGAACUGGUUGCUUGCGCUAGAAGAAACAGCUACGCAAGUGCAAGAUACUAACUCGAUGGCAAUAGUACCGUUCGGAUUGAAUGAUCCGGUGCCUGCGUUUCAAGCCACCACAGACCAAUACAAUCCAUUCUUGGAGGAUACAGCUACUCCGCCGUUAGCUGAAGAGUCAGACUUUCAGCCUUUAGCUGGAGAACUGAUGACCACGUUCAAUGCCUUGGCUGUGACGGAGUUUCAGCCGGAACCGACGUUUCAGGUGAACUUUCCUGAAGAUUUUGAGCCGUCGUCUACGCCAACGUUCAAGGCCAUAGGGAGUUUGCCGGAGAAGUGUGACCCAUUUGCAACAUGUGAGAGUUUUGGGUUCGGAGAGACGGUUUCGGAAAAUGGAGGGGUAAAUCAGCAAUCUGUGUUGCAAGAACAGCAGUUGUGGUUGCAGAAUCAAAACAAGAUCAUGGCUAAGCACUUGAUAUGAUCUUAAUUUGGCUAGACAGAGAUUGAGAUGCUUCUUUUGAUAAUUUUCUUUUGUUAAAUUGUAAGCUGAACUGUAACUAAUUUUUUCGUAA